AUGCGCACUCUGACAGGUCGGUACGUGGACUGCGCUGCCUCUGUUCACGUGGCGGACGCGAGCGGCGGCGGCUGCGGCGCACGAGCCCUCCAGGUGCGCGCCGGCUCGUUCCCAGUGGCUGAGAGCGCGUUCAGCUUCCAGGUGCAGGACGGCGCCUUCAGUGACACCCAGCAGCAGUUUGUGGAUGUCAUGUUGCCCGGUAACGGCUACAGCAACACCGACCACGGCACCAGCUACAGCGCCGCCCUGCCGCCCAGCCUGCCGCUGCCCUGGGCUCACGGUCUCUCCUCUGAUGCAGACUACUACGGCCACGGCAUGGCUCCUGCCUCACCACCGGAUUCCUUGAAGCUCUGCAGCCCGGUGGAUCCCAACAGCUACUCUCCACAGGACUCUUUCUCCUCCUCUUCCUCCUCCUCCUGCUACGACUCGCCCACCAGGAUGGAGUCCAGCUACCAACCUUUCACUCCGGAGCACUACCACUACCACCAGUGUAACCUGCAGGACUGUUACUGCCUGUCCCACUGCUGGACCGGCCAGCAAGAGAGCUUUUCUGCCCCCGAGUACGCACCUUACUACGGCCCCACAGACUAUGCAUACCCCUGUCCCGUUGAAGAGAACUAUUUUAGGAGGGAUCUCCCCAUGAGCUCAGAAAUGUGCUACAAUGUACUAUGAUGAGACCUUCACCAGUAUUGCGUUUGUUGCUCUGACCAUGUAAAUACGAUGCACUGCAAAUACACCAAGUCUGUAGUGAGACCACCACUGUUUACUCAGCUGCUUUGCAUUUCAGUGUGUGCUCUGAUCGCUUUUUGCUAUGACAAAUUGGUGGUUGACUGAAUGGAUAAUGGAAAGGCUCACUUUAUUUUUAUAUCAAUGACUCCUUUUUGUACCAUUUAGAUUAUUUUCA
Molecule: messenger RNA, 904 nt
Organism: Myripristis murdjan (pinecone soldierfish)
Lineage: Eukaryota; Metazoa; Chordata; Actinopteri; Holocentriformes; Holocentridae
Gene: pou2af3
Product: lnc RNA pou2af1
Exons: 2
Coding region: 1-672 (223 amino acids)
Source: RefSeq, a predicted model, not a curated record